ACGCUUUUUUGUGCGCGCGAAUUAUUGAUGUGUUGGCCGACGUGCCCUUCUACCCUGAAAUGGAUUCCACCCUUCAGCGCUACCAGGAUCUGAGCAUGUGUUUACUAAACAAGACGGAGUGGACGCUCGUGUACAGAAAUUUCUACGAAGACUUGUACUUCGGUGGCGUAAAAUGCAUCAAGUUUCAUUACCUCGAGCUCAACGUGGACAACACCGUGAAGACUAUCUCGGACACAGGCGGAAGCGUCCCAAGCCAAGUGGUCGGCCUUGGUUCAUCGUCCAACUACACAGCCGAGAACCUAAUAUUUAUUAAAGCUGGAAAAUUAAACGCCACUGUACAAGUACACGUCAUCUAUAGAGACUGUCAAAAGUGCGUCGUCCUGAGGCACCCUUAUGCAAAUAGAGGUUACGGGUGCACCUACUGGCGUAGUAGCGACUCGUUGCGUCAGCAAGCCGAGGGUUGCGAGUUCAUCUACGAUGAACUCUGCGGAACAGUACCAAAGUACCGCAUUUACGAUCCAACGUGCACGCCAGAGAACUUCGUUGUACUCUCAUGGGAGCGUGUAGAACCGCCGCCGACACCGCAACCACCAUGGACUCGACCAUCAAUUUGGCCGCCUCUGCUGCUUUUUCCAUUUGUACCACCUGGGCUCCCUUUACCACAUAUACCAACUGCGCCAACUGUACCACCUGUACCGCCUGUGACACCUACCCUCCCUAUGCCACCCACACUUACGCCACUAGGCAAAGAUCUGAAUAACCUAUGGAACCCAUGGAAAAUAUAGAAACCAUGGACGUCGUUGUGGGAGCGGUUGGGCAUUUUUUUGGUCAUGCCCCGGAACCAUCUGAAGCCGAGUUAUAUGUAGGAGGCGGUAAUCAACUGGUACUAAAGACAAAUAACUGCGUAAAAGAAUAAAUAAGGAAACCAUUCAGUUUCAAGCACGUGCUGUUGUAAGCGGUCACAGCAACGUGGCUAACAAGCAGGAUGUUAACAGGGGCUGUUCAAGCUCUGUGAAACAGUCGUCGAGGCUUAAGGGUAUGUAUACAGUCGCGCUCAAUGUCAGCUGCCACACGGCACACGUGG
This is a messenger RNA of Rhipicephalus sanguineus (brown dog tick), 1084 nucleotides long. RefSeq lists its product as uncharacterized. The record is from RefSeq and is a predicted model, not a curated record. Lineage: Eukaryota; Metazoa; Arthropoda; Arachnida; Ixodida; Ixodidae. Gene Ontology annotation, biological process: symbiont-mediated perturbation of host defenses. The coding region runs from base 60 to 785 and encodes 241 amino acids. Gene Ontology annotation, molecular function: amine binding. The transcript is spliced from 5 exons.